Messenger RNA from Monopterus albus (swamp eel), 7006 nucleotides. Its product is annotated as shaker-related potassium channel tsha2. Gene Ontology annotation, molecular function: delayed rectifier potassium channel activity; protein binding. Gene Ontology annotation, cellular component: membrane; voltage-gated potassium channel complex. The record is from RefSeq and is a predicted model, not a curated record. The coding region runs from base 624 to 2066 and encodes 480 amino acids. The transcript is spliced from 3 exons. Gene Ontology annotation, biological process: action potential; potassium ion transmembrane transport; protein homooligomerization. NCBI's taxonomy places the organism in Eukaryota, Metazoa, Chordata, Actinopteri, Synbranchiformes, Synbranchidae.
GUUUACCCAGAGACAUGUUGAUUAAAAGCGGUUCAUAACUUACAGAAAAGCAGCAAGUAAAAAUAAAGCUCUCAGUUUUUUGUUUUUGUUUCCCAGGCGCAUGCAACAUGCAGCAGACAGAACAGAGACAUGACAGAUCGUGCACAACCUGUGGAGCAGCAGCAGCGUUCGCGGCUGUCGUGGGAACGUCAGCAAGGUUUGGUCGGGAAACGGCUGCAGCGUGACACUGCAGAGACUCUGUCCUUUUCCCUUCGUGCGUGUGUGUUUCAUGGACGGAUGAAAUGAUGGAUGGAUAGAGACCGAGGCAACCCUGAGCCACAGUGAAAGACCGUGCACACACACACGUCAGCUCGGGGAGGGCAAAGCCUGCUUGAAAUGCAGCGAAUGUGACAGUCGAGCUGAGAGUCCAGACUACAGCAGCGCGUGGUGGGAAAGGUGAACGUGGAGGGGGGGCACAAACAUGCCAGCGGAGCCAGCUCACCCCCAGACGUUACGCACUGAGAAAAGCGAGAAGGACACGCGGAGACGCACAGCUGGUUUCCAAAUACGCGCGGAGGUGUCGAGGGGGAACAGAGAGGACUGAGGUGCGGGAAGCGUCGCCCUUGUCCGGGGGGUUGGGGGGGAUGACAGUGGUGUCCGGAGAGAACCUGGAAGAGACUGUGGCACUGGCCACGCUGUCGGCGCAGGAUGUGUAUGACCCAGAGAGAGUCGAUAGCCAGGAGUGCUGCGAGCGGGUGGUCAUCAACAUCUCCGGGCUGCGCUUCGAGACGCAGCUGAAGACGCUCGCACAGUUCCCCUGCACUCUGCUGGGGGACCCGCGCAAGAGGAUGCGCUUCUUCGACCCGCUGAGGAACGAGUACUUCUUCGACAGGAACCGACCCAGCUUCGAUCCCAUCCUCUACUACUACCAGUCCGGGGGCAGGCUCCGGAGACCCGCCAACGUGCCGAUGGACAUUUUCAUGGAGGAAAUUAAAUUUUACGAACUGGGAGAGGAGGUGAUUGAGAAUUUUAAGGAGGAUGAGGGGUUUAUUAAGGAGGAAGAGCGCCCGCUGCCUGAGAACGAGUUCCAGCGGCAGGUCUGGCUCCUGUUUGAGUACCCGGAGAGUUCCGGACCCGCCAGGGGGAUCGCCAUAGUUUCCGUGCUGGUUAUUCUCAUCUCCAUUGUGAUUUUCUGCAUGGAGACUUUACCCGAGUUUAGAGAGGAUGUCAGAACGUUUAGCGAACAGACGCUGGUGAACGGAACCGUGCGCGCAAAUAAGCCAAACCCAUUCACAGACCCGUUCUUCAUCGUGGAGACGCUGUGCAUCAUCUGGUUCUCCUUCGAGCUGCUGGUCAGGUUCCUCGCCUGCCCCAGCAAGCCCGCUUUCUUUAAGAACAUCAUGAACACCAUCGAUAUCGUGGCCAUCAUCCCCUACUUCAUCACGCUGGGGCUGGAGUUAGCAGAGCACCAGGGGAACGGACAGCAGGCCAUGUCGCUGGCUAUCCUCAGGGUGAUCCGCCUGGUCCGGGUCUUCAGGAUCUUCAAGCUCUCCAGACAUUCCAAGGGGCUCCAGAUCCUAGGGAAGACCCUGCAGGCCAGCAUGAGGGAGCUGGGACUUCUUAUUUUCUUCCUCUUCAUCGGAGUCAUCCUCUUCUCCAGCGCGGUGUACUUCGCGGAGACCGACGUCCCGGACUCGGGAUUUAGCAGCAUCCCGGAGGCGUUCUGGUGGGCGGUGGUGUCCAUGACUACUGUAGGCUACGGCGACAUGUGUCCGGUUACCAUCGGGGGGAAGAUCGUGGGCUCCCUGUGCGCCAUCGCCGGGGUGCUAACCAUCGCGCUCCCGGUGCCGGUCAUCGUGUCCAACUUCAACUACUUCUACCACCGGGAGACGGAGCACGAGGAACAGUUCCAGUACACGCACGUGACCUGCGGCCAGCAGCAGCCGUCGUUUGGAGAGUUCAAGAAGAGCGACAGCAAACCGUCCCUGUCCAAGUCGGACUACUUGGACAGGGACGAUGCGGACUCCAUCAAGUACACCAACUGCAGCCCGCACAAAGCCUACACCGCCAAGCUCACCGAUGUAUGAUUUUUAUUACACAGUUACGCAUGAGCGGCGCCGAGAGGGAGUCUGUCAGCGUCAUUCUGCAUUCUGGUUUGAGUUUAGACUGGCGAGCUCCUUAUUUCUGCCAUCAAAGGGAAUCAUUUAAAUCACCCCGUGGAUGGAUUUUACAAGAAUUCGCAUUUACUCCCCUGUAGUCUUCCAUUACGCGCGUCAUUGGUGGGAAAAGGCUUAGAGAAGACCAGCCUUUAGCCAAGUGUAGCACUUUAUUAUUAUUAGUGUUUCUCUCAGUAAAUGUAAUUUAUUGCCCUAAUGAUGCAGGUUUAACGUUUACAUUUGCUUCUGAGACACAACACAGGACUAGUUUAUUGUAAAUGUAUAGACUGAGGCACCUGCUGGCUGUUGUUAUUAUGGUCCCGUACACACAGCUGGAUAUUCUAUUCAGGCUGUAUGGUAUCAGAGUCGUGAACUUUUAGGAUCAUAAUUUCUUCCACCCUACCGCAGAUAAUCUGAUCCACCGCUGAGCCCCAGAUCUUAGUUUAUUUAAUCAGGUUUACAAAGCGGGUUUCGGUACAAGGAGCCUGUAAGACAAAAAUCAGGGCACAGGCACCCUGUUAUUGACACGCACGCCGCAGUGUUUGUAAAAGCAUUAUGAAAUCAGGUGCAGCUUUUCUUAACCAAGAGCGCCCCUAUGUGGAUGAAAGCAGACGCUGCAUCUUAUCAGGGGAUGCAGUUUCUAUAGCAACUGCCCAGACUUUUCUGUAUUGUCUACAGGGCUGAAAGAAGCCGAGGCUGGAGAGACGGGGCUCAGUGAGGCCAGACAACCACCAUGUUGUAGAAACCUCCAUGUUGUUUGAUUUCACCAGCUGAGACUUGAAGCAUCACUUCAGUCUUUAACAGCCACCAAUAACUGGUCAUUUAUACCCUAUUUCAAUCCAAGUAUCUGACCUGCUGUCUGUGCACCUUAGUCACACAAAGGACAGGACCCACACGAGGGUCCAGAUAUGGGCUGCAACCCGUGAUUAUUGCAACUGUCUGCUAUUUCAGGCUAUAAAAGUGACAAAAACCAGAUUAAAUGCCCAUCACAUAUUCACAGAGCCCAUAGUAAUAUUUUUAAAUUGUACAUUUUUAAAGCUAGAACAUCAUAUAUAAUAGUUUAGAGGUUGACUGAUACUGAUUUUAGAGGCUGAUAUGUAGGCACACUGAUGUUUUAGAAGAAAGGCGAACAGUGUUCUAGCUGAGCAGUGUUCUCCUUAAAGAACUACUGUAGUUGUACUGUAGUGAUAAUAAUGGAUCAAUUCUAUGUUCAAAUUGUCAUGAUAACUGGAUGUCAUCUAUCCACUGAGGAGGAUCAAACAAUGCGAUCAGAAGCUUCACAACAGCUACUAAACGGACGCUGCAGUGAUAUUUGUCAUAACCAAUCAACUGAAUGGAAAACAUCCGUUAGUCACAUGACCCAAAAACAGAGAAAUUCAGAUCUGAAUUUAUAAAGUUUAAGUUUCUAAAUUUCCAAAUGACCCUGAAGAAAAACACCAAAUUUAGACAGAUGGCAUCAUUUACAGUUCAACAUUAGGUGUUUAAUUACAUAUAGCAAAUUAUUUUGGCACAUUUUCCUUCCAUAUCGCUGCACUGUGUUUCUGUAGUGACUGACAAUAUUAUGGGAUGAAUUACAUAAAAGCCCUGAAUCUUAAAUGUCGACUGAUUUCAUCACUCUGUGAGAUUAGAACUAGAGAGAGCAGCUCACCUGCUGGAUUCGAGGUUUCCAUAAUUAGCUCAACUGGACUCUGGGGACAAAUCAUUCAACCUAACCUCCUGGAAAAAAGGGGGACUUUUUUAGCAGACUGAUGGAAUAUCAAAUGGACCGAGCAAAGGUUUUCAUCACAGGUGUUUGUUGGAUUAUCUUCUGACGGGCAGAUGUGUGGAGUUUAACUGCUGAGACAUUAACACACAGACUGACGGACGACACUUCAGUUCUGACGACAUCGGCUUCACAACACGGAGAGAGGCUCCACACAGAGGGGCAGAACAAGGAGCCACUCCUCCACUAUGCUUUGUCAAACCAAAAGAGUACAACAUCCUUGCUACCACCACUCCUCCUCCUCCUCCUCCUCCUCCUCUUCUUGAUGAAGUAAAACAAACUCUGGAUAAAAGCCCUGACGCUCACACAGAGCCAGGAGACGUCUUUGCAUUACAGCAGCAUCCUGGCUGCUGUUUGCACAGAGUGAAGCUACAUUAGAGAUUCCGAGGUACGACACACGUUACUUGAAUCAUCGUGCUACAUGUCUGCUGGCUAACAGAGUCCUCCAAAUAUUCAAGAACACGUUUUUCAGGAGACUGCUCCUGUUGCUGCAGAGAAACCUGUUAAGUCCUGUCUGUACAUUGCAUAAUCAUAUUGAAGCAAAAACAUAAUAUUGUAUGCUUUGAAAGUAGAGCAUAUGAACCGAAGAAAGCAAGCCUCAACCCAGCAGUUCUACUUUGAAAUAUGGGAACAACAACCACAACUCAUCAAUAUCUGUUCAAAUGAUAAUUCUGUUUGACUAACAGCGCAGUUAGUUGAUAAAUCUCUACUUUUUACUUUACCUUCCUAAUAUAUACUUUAUCAUACUGUAUAUGUUUUAUAAGGAGAGGAAUUGAUUUAACCUCAUGAAUUAUUUUGCAGGUUUUUAACAUUUUUCUAAUGUGUUUUGUUUUGUUUUUUUGCCUUGGUAAAAAAGAUGCAGCUCCUGCGGGCAGCUCUGAUGAAGAUGUCUGCCUGCAGAAAACACUAAAAAACAAAAAAAUCAUCUGCCCCCAAAAGAUGAAUGUUUGUGCUAGAGAUGAAAACAAAGACAGCUGAAAUGCAUUAACUACAGACAUUUGACAUCUGAUUUUCUUUCAGUAAUUUUGAAUGUUUUUGUUUGGGUUUUUGAUCAGAAUGCUGUAAUAUCUGUUCUAUCAGUAACAUCUACCUCGUUACCAACAGAAGCUUUAACACCUGAAUGAUGAUGUGUCCCUCCAUUAUCUGACCAUGGUUGUGUUUUUAAAUGCCUCUCUGUAACUGCCUGGUGUAUAUAAGUAAAUCCACACACUCUAUAAACUGCCAUUUAAUAACUUAGUAAAGUCCUAAAAAUGCUAAAGAUGCCAGAAGAAAUCAUCACAAUUAACUACGGUUGAAUACAUAUGAAGCCAGCAUUGGCUGUUUAAUGGAAUGUCAUUGAAUAUCAUAUGUCAUCCAGCCUGAUAUGAUUGUUUCCUUUGCACAUUUAUUAAUUUAUUUGUGAAACUGUAAUUGUUAAGUAUGUGUGAGAAAGUGUGACUAUUGACAAAUAAUUGUUGAUUUAAAAGGCAAUAAUGUGCUGUAGAAGGUUUCCUGCCAUUUAAUAGGUGGUCAGCCUGUCUUAAAGAACCGCUAAACUGUUUCACUACACUGAGGUUUUAGUUGAAGUGAGAUGGAGUUAAAUGUCAGCUGAUGAUCUAAAAUGUUUGUUUCGGAGAAGAAAACUGUUCUGGGGUUGAUGUUUACUCCUUGUCAAUUUCACACUGGUGUCAGAUAAAGGAAUGGUUGGCCACUUUGGUAAAUUGUCUUGUUAACUGUCUUCACUGUGUUUGAGGAAAACUGAGUUUUAUCACAGUGUCCCAAAAAAAAGAUAGGCCGAGGACACGUUUAGCCUAACUUAGCCUAGCUUAGCACAAAGACUGGAAGGACGUCUAUCAAAACCUAAAAGUAUUCUUAUUCAAACAUUGAAGGAUAAGAAAUCUAAAAAUAAGACAUUUUGAUUUUAAGUGCAGGUUGCAAUGGAGCCAAGUGUAGACUGACUGCCGCUGUGAUAACACUGAAAAACGUCAUAAAAUAUUCCAUCCACAGUCCAGUUAAAAUGCCUGGUUUACACAUACAACGCAGGCCCAGGACACGGUUAGUCUAGCUAGCACAAAAGCAGAGGAGAAACCGCUGCCCCAACAGCUAGCAUAAUUAAUGCUACGUUAGCUGCUUUGCAGUUGUGGUUGUUAUGCCGCACUUACACACACUGUUAGGAGAAGGGGAAGAACAUGAAAACCAUAUGUUAUUCUGACCUAAUUUCAAGAUGGUUGCGUUACAAUUAGCUAUAUAAUAACGCAUUUAAAUAGCUCCUUUUGUUGUGUUAUGUAGACCCUUUAAAUAUUAGGAACAACAGUGGUGAUGCUGAUAGAUCAGUGAACAUUCUGCAGUUUGUUUCCUAGAGUUUGAAGAUCAGUUUUAUCUCUGUGCCUAAGUUCAUCUGAAAUGUCUUAUUAUAGAAAUAUCACUGUCACAAAUGUAUUUUCCAAUGAAAUUCAGCAUUUUAAAAAAAGUAUCCAGUAUCAUAAAUACAUUUCAGGCAACUGUAACAAAUGAAGCUGCUGGAAAAUCAGCUGAUCAGUGAAUCAUGAUUUUAAUUGUGGAUAGCCUUACGUACAUGCAUUAUGAAGCGCCGCUUCCUGUACCAGCUGCUGCUCAUGAAUACUCUGCUGUUUAUACUCAAUCUGUGGUUUCCAACUGCUUGCACUCGUUGCACUAUGCUAGACUAAACACUAUGCUAGACAUUGUUCCCAAAAUGUUUACCUCUUUAUUAUCAUCACAAAAUGUUGGUACCAUCAACCCUCCAGCAUCAACUCUGCAGUUUGGUCGGGCUGUAAUUCUGCUUUGCUUUGACAUAAAUCAGCCCAGGGAGAUUUCAGUUUGACAGUCACUGGUGAGUGGGCAUUAGCUGGGAGCAUUAAUGUAUUCUGCAGAGUGUAUGUGCAAUAUUAAUAAUAUAACAUUUCGCUAGCAAGUGCAGCAAAGUCCUGAAAGACUUGUCAGAUUUCCACAUAUUUAACCAUCACUUUGAUACAUGUAACAUCCAUAGUGAUCUCAGACAUCUUCAUGCUCCAUUAUCAGCUGCAGAGUUCAGUUCAGGCAUGUCAAGAAAAUGUCUCAUCUUCAGGAAAAAAUAAAAAGCAGCAAUGGCGUUUGUGUGUGUGUGUGUGUG